Messenger RNA from Saprolegnia parasitica CBS 223.65, 1443 nucleotides. RefSeq lists its product as hypothetical. The coding region runs from base 1 to 1443 and encodes 480 amino acids. The record is from RefSeq and is a predicted model, not a curated record. NCBI's taxonomy places the organism in Eukaryota, Oomycota, Saprolegniomycetes, Saprolegniales, Saprolegniaceae. The transcript has 2 exons.
AUGACGUGCAUAUGGCACGGUCGCCACAAGCUCGUGUCGAUGAUUGUCCCGUCGACGUCGCACCCGAGUUACCGCCUCCGAUCUCUGACUCGAUUGCUGCACCACGGGCACCUCGUAGUUCCCGAAAAGUACUUUGUGCCGGUGCACUACCCGGUGCACUUGUACGGCAUGUGCCUCGGAGACGUUGUCGCUGCGAUGCGCGCGACGACCGACGCACUCUCGCCCGAGCAGGAGGUCGCCCUCGAAGCGAUUGGGUUUCCUUGGCACCCUACGCACGCGGUCCUGCGCUGCUUUCUGCGGUACCCGGGCGAAAUCAGCAUGGUCACGCGCCUCAUGCCGUUGCAGACCGUGUUCCAAGCACUCCUCGCAUUUCGUCGCCUCUUUGGCCCCGUCGACAUUCUGCCUGGCUUUGUCGUCCCGGCCGACCCCCGCAUGUGGCCUGCGCCGACGCAUCACCUGGUCCUUCCGAGCGCUGUCGCGGCGCUCCAGGCCCGCUUUUACGAGCUCAAUGAUGUCGACGUCAAGUGGGCGCGAACGCUCGACGUGGCGCGCGACCUGCCCGACUUUGACGUCGUCGUCGCGCUGCUGCGCUUGUACCGCUCCACGUCUGGCACGUGCGCGGUGGCCCGCGACUUUUCCGUGCCAAUGGUCGGCGGCGAGUGGCCGCGGGCGUGGCGCGGCUUGGCGCUCGGCGACCUCGCGUGGCGACUGGGCUUAAAAGUGUGGGCCCUCGACACGCGCAAGGCGGUGCAACUGCGAGCCACCGGCAUCGUCUUCAACGUGGACGAGACGUGGGCGCGCAUCGUGACGGGCUUGCAAAUGUACAAGAAGCUCUUUGGCUCGACGUCUGUACCGCCGACGUACAUGGUGCCUUCGACCGCCGCGUGGCCACCGCAUCUGCACCGUAUGGCACUCGGGCACUGGACCGCGGUACUCGAGUCCGCGUGGGAGCUGCGGCUGCUGCCUCGAGUGACGCGGGCGACCAUUGAUGCGCUGCGAGACACGAAGGAUGACCGUAGCACUCGGCUGCCGUGGUCGCUGCCAGCAACACCAACCAACGAUGCAAUCGCCGUCUCUUCGCCUCGACGGAUCGUGUCGCCAGAAUCGUCGCCGGCGGCCAAGACUGUGGUGAUGGUGCCCGACGACAGCAGUGGCGACGAUGCAGGCGCCCCUUGGGAAGACGACCAGUUCCAGUGUCUCACCGCCGCGCCGCCCAUCGAUUGCUUGGCCGAUCCGGCCGACUGGGUCGUCUUUGCACGUGCGCUGCAGAUCUUUUCCCGUGACCACGGACAUGUGAGCGUUCCGUUCGACUAUAGCACGGCCGAUCAUGUGCCGCUCGGUCACUUGGUGCAGCAGCUGCACAACGGCCACGUCGUGCUCUCAAACGCACGGCAGGCCGACCUCCACCAGCUGCACCCUGAGCUCCACCUGCCGUCGUCGUAG